AUGUUUUGUCGCGAAGCUAUGGGUUCUACUUUGCGUUCGUUGGCUGGCCGCCAUCGCUUGCUCGCCGUCCACCUCUCAACAUCAACGCCGGCUACAGUAGUCGCACAACCGCACGGUUUCCGAGUUUACCUUCAACAGCAAUCCAGGCGCUCGUGCGUUGAAGUAGCUGCUGCCAAGGGGGACCGACCGAGCACAAGCGGCCGCAGCGCAACAAACGAGUCCCGACCCCGACUGGCAAAGGUACUAGCAGCGUGUGGAGUGGCUUCCCGACGCGCCUGCGAGGAGCUCAUUUCGGAGGGCCGAGUACGUGUCAACGGCCGAGUGGUUUCGGAGCAAGGAACCACCAUUGACCCCACAACGGAUCGAGUGGAGCUGCUGGUCAAAUACAGUGUCAACCUCCACCGCGGCCAUCGCGUCCGCCGUCAUAAUCUGAUCUAUCCGGAACCCGACAAGGGCUACAUAUGCUCCAGCAGUGAUGUGAGUGGUCGGGGGAAGCUGGCUGUGCAGCUGCUGAACCCCUGGCUGGAGCAGUGGCGCAGGAACAGCAAAGACACGAAACGACUGCCCCCGCGUUUCUUCACUGUGGGGCGCCUGGACGUGGCAUCAAGCGGCCUGAUCUUCAUUACUAACGACGGUCAUUGGGCCAACCGGGUCAUCCACCCCUCCUCCGGUCUGACCAAGGAGUAUGUGGUGGGGCUGGGGAGGGACGCGAGCAGACCGCAGCUGCAAGCACUGGCAGCGGGGACGGAGGUCGCGGGUACGUUUGUUUCCCCUGUGGAGGUGGAGGUCCUGGGCGACUCGCGGAGGUUGAGGAUUGUUGUGCAGGAGGGCAAGAAACACGAGGUUCGCGAGUUGGUCAAGGCGGCGGGUCUGGAGCUGACCUCCCUGAAGAGGGUCCGCAUCGGCGGGUUCCGCCUGCCCCGGGACCUGGGGAUUGGCGGGUUCAGGGAGCUCAAGCCCUCAGAUCUCCGUACAGUGACCGACCUCGCGGCGCAGGAGGCCGCCUCCGCCAGCGGGGAGACGCGGCAGGCGGUGCAGCGGCAGGCGGCGGCGCAGAGGGCGGCAGCGGCGGCGGCUUCCGUACCGCGAGCUCUGAGGGGAAUGGGGGAGGAGGUUCUGGAAAGGCUGAGGAAGGCGAGGGAGUGA
Volvox carteri f. nagariensis is the source of this 1146-nucleotide messenger RNA. RefSeq lists its product as uncharacterized. NCBI's taxonomy places the organism in Eukaryota, Viridiplantae, Chlorophyta, Chlorophyceae, Chlamydomonadales, Volvocaceae. The record is from RefSeq and is a predicted model, not a curated record. Gene Ontology annotation, molecular function: RNA binding; pseudouridine synthase activity. The coding region runs from base 1 to 1146 and encodes 381 amino acids. Gene Ontology annotation, biological process: pseudouridine synthesis. The transcript is spliced from 9 exons.